Penicillium subrubescens is the source of this 501-nucleotide messenger RNA. RefSeq lists its product as uncharacterized. Lineage: Eukaryota; Fungi; Ascomycota; Eurotiomycetes; Eurotiales; Aspergillaceae. The record is from RefSeq and is a predicted model, not a curated record. The transcript has a single exon. The coding region runs from base 1 to 501 and encodes 166 amino acids.
AUGCACGCUCCAUGGACAAUCGCCAUUCUCAUGCUGGGCAGCCAGUUAGUCUCCGCCAGCAUCAACGCCGAUUCCUCCUGCGGUAGUUGUCAAGUCGGCUAUUCCUGCCAAGCAGGUACAUGCGUCCUAGACACGGCCCGAUUGACAGGCAACCCGCUGCCAAAUAUCACCUCUGAUAACCCGGGCGGCCCGAUCAAGACGACCGGUAUUUCUGCUACCACAGAGGUGACCAGCACAGGUGAAGCGAAGACGACUGGCACCGCGACGGGCGAUAUGACAUCGAGCAACGGCGAAACCAAGUCUACAUCAAAGACUGAGGCACACUCAUCCUCGUCGCCGUCGAUGACAUCGCAGGCAUCUUCAUCUUCGCUUGCUUCAUCUUCUUCUGCUGGGGCGGCGGCAUCGACGAGUUCAGGGGCGGCUAGUUCGCUUUCGCUGGAAGGAAAUUCAUGGGUCGCGUGGGGAUUGGCUUGGGCUAUUGGGCUGCCGCUUGUGGCUUGA